ACAAACGUUUCAUUCUUUUAAUUUUUUAUACCAACCUCCACUUAUCCAAGGCUUCCAGAAUCGAAACAAUACGUGAUGGCAAACUUACGUCUUACAAAUAUUUCUCAUUUUUUGAUCUGGAUCGUUCUCAAAUAAAUUAUACUCGUCUCUUUUAUGUUGGGUACUCCCUUUUUUUGCAGGAGUGGCUUAUCGCUAUAUACAAGGCUUUACAUGUUGCAAACAACUUGACAUUGCCAACUGAAAUAACGAAAGAUGGUUGGAAGGUGGAUAUUUUUGGGAAAGGGACUGAUCCUAAUCGUUACAGCUACAUAGAUGAGAUGCCAGAAGACUUCCUGAAAGACCUCCCUAAGGACUCACCGAAAACCGCGAAAAAACGCUACUCUAGGUUGCCACCAAUACCAUCAAUAAACAGAACCAAAAGUUUGCCAGCUCGUCCCAUGACACCAAAGAGUAGUUCUAACGACUCGGUGAGCAAUGAUUCUGACGACUCGCCAUCUGACAACUAUGACGACAUUCUAAUGGAGCCACCAACCACGAAGCCCGAGCCACCGACCGCUAAACCGGGUAAACUAGCUCGGUCUGUGUCUGAGUCAUAUAAAGCUAGACCCCAACCAGCCGUUCCCGUAAAUGAAAGAGACGAAAUAUCGCGCCCGGGUUCGUAUCUCAGUCCUAAAGCUGAGGUGGCUGACUUGCCUCUCUUUGAAGGGAAUUCUCCAAAGGCUAAAAGUGCAAUAAAAGAUGAAGCUGUUGGAACAUUUCUCAUUCGGAAGUCUAAUACGGGUGGCGAUAAAGUCAUGUUUGUAUUGGUUGUCUCAGGUCCUGCUGGUGAAUUACAAUACAGGAUAUACAAAAAGGAAGAAGACAAAAUUUAUCUUGAAGAGAAAACCUACUUUGAGCGACUUUCAGAGCUUGUGGAUCAUUAUAGAAAAAAUGAUCUUCCAUGUCAACGCAAGCUGACAAAACAUUAUGGACACAUGGAAUUAUGAAGCAAAGCAAGAUUACACAGGGGCUUGAAAUAAUUAUUUAGAGCUAAUGCUUUAGUUGAGUAUUUUUAAUCCAAAAAUACAUGCAACAGUAAACUUUUUAUAUUUAGCGGCAAUCAAUUGUCUGUAUCCGCUGGACAACCGAAUAACACAGUAACACCUGUCUGAUUGGCGUAUGAAUAUCCCUCUAAAGUUUUUCCGUUCUUCACUCUUCUGAGCAAUGUUGAAUUUCAAUUUAUUUUCUUGAUUCAUUGAAGAAUGUUCCUGUCUUUGGGGUUUUGUUUGGAAACACUACUCAAUCGUCGCGGAUUUGACUGUUUCAACUCUCUGAUUUAGAAGAACUUUUUACCAUUAUCUCCAUAUCUUCCAUUAUGUGUAUUAUUUAUAAAUUACAAAAUUUAUAUUACUUCAGUAAAACUCGGUUAUAACGAAGUCACAGGGACCAGAGAAAUUACUUCGCUAUAUCCGUAAUUCCUUAUAUCCGUGUAAGGAAUUCAUUAAAUUCAUAUAGCU
Saccostrea cuccullata (small rock oyster) is the source of this 1496-nucleotide messenger RNA. RefSeq lists its product as uncharacterized. Gene Ontology annotation, biological process: signal transduction. NCBI's taxonomy places the organism in Eukaryota, Metazoa, Mollusca, Bivalvia, Ostreida, Ostreidae. The coding region runs from base 318 to 986 and encodes 222 amino acids. Gene Ontology annotation, molecular function: SH3 domain binding. The record is from RefSeq and is a predicted model, not a curated record. The transcript is spliced from 7 exons.